Messenger RNA from Perca fluviatilis (European perch), 2718 nucleotides. It is a transcript of the gene hoxd3a, whose product is annotated as homeobox D3a. Gene Ontology annotation, biological process: regulation of transcription by RNA polymerase II. The coding region runs from base 613 to 1827 and encodes 404 amino acids. The transcript has 4 exons. NCBI's taxonomy places the organism in Eukaryota, Metazoa, Chordata, Actinopteri, Perciformes, Percidae. Gene Ontology annotation, molecular function: DNA-binding transcription factor activity, RNA polymerase II-specific; RNA polymerase II cis-regulatory region sequence-specific DNA binding. Gene Ontology annotation, cellular component: nucleus. The record is from RefSeq and is a predicted model, not a curated record.
GCAGCCUACUACAACGUACAGUGUGUAGCCACACUGACCUACAUGUCUGAACAGCAAUAAAUGGGAGCCAAAGGCAGUGCCAUUUUCAAUGACACUGCACCCAGUGCAGGAAUACACCGUCGUUGCUCUCCAUCCGGCCAUAUUUGAUUUCCAGCUGUUUUUCGCCGAAGCCUCUCCGAGCCAGACAACCCCCCUAAGAUAUAUUAAAGUGCGCUGUCUGCAUUCAGAGAUAUAAUCCAGAGACUAUACCACUCCGCUCUCUAUUCUCGACCACGUGAUUGUCUAAAUAAUUAAUGCAGCACGUCCCCCUAGAAACACGGCGUCGUCAUUAAUCGCAAGAACUCUAUCAGACUUGAAAACUGAAGAGAUCCCCCAAGAAAAUAAUAUCCGAUAGCCGGCGCAACCGUAGCCCCGCACUUUAGCAACACAUCCGAACCGAUGGAUGCUUGGGUCGAGGUGGGAGCAGUGAUGAAUGCGUGAGGGAUAUAAAAGAGAUUUGCGCAGAUUUCGGUCACAGACUGGAGCAACGGUGGGAAACACCAAUCACGUGAAUAAACAACACCCAUGCCAUUGGAUCGAGUUGUUUUGUCUUAUUGGCUUUGAAUCCACAAAAUGCAGAAAGCAACAUAUUACGAUAACUCUGGACUUUUUGGAGGGUACACCUUCCCCAAACCAGACUCGUACAACUACGGCACCGCUCAUCAGUCCUACCCUGCUUCUAACAUUGAGAAUGACUACCAGGGCUCAGUGUGUCCCAUCCAGACCUCUGCUGUCCGGCCACCAACCCUCAAAGACAGUGACCUGAACGGAGACUGCAUGCGGCAAAGCAGCAGUCAAAGCAACAGCAGCAGCCAAGCAACGAGUAUUGUGGAGCAGCAGGCAGCACCUCCACUGUCCGCAUCCUCUCCCAGCUCCAACAGCUCUGCGCCCCAGAAGAAGAAAUCCCCAUCCAGCAGCGCUUCCAGUACUGCCACACCAACUCUCACAAAGCAGAUAUUCCCCUGGAUGAAGGAGACCCGGCAGAACUCAAAGCAGAAGAGCAACAACUGCACCAGUGCAGGUAGAGACCAUGAUGGUGGCGAGGUGAGUGAUGAGAAGAGCCCACCGGGACCAGCGUCCAAACGGGUCAGAACUGCUUAUACCAGCGCACAACUUGUGGAGCUGGAGAAGGAGUUUCACUUUAACCGCUAUCUCUGUCGCCCUCGGAGAGUGGAGAUGGCAAAUCUGUUGAAUCUCACCGAGCGUCAAAUAAAGAUCUGGUUUCAAAACAGGAGGAUGAAAUACAAAAAGGACCAGAAGUCUAAAGGGCUCGCGCACUCUCCCCUGGGACACUCCCCGGAUAGAAGCCCGCCGCUGAGUGGCCCAAAUCACAUUGGAUACUCUGGCCAGCUCCAAAACGUGAACAGCCUCAGCUAUGACGCCCCCUCGCCCCCGUCUUUCGCCAAACCCCAGCCAAACAUGUACGGUUUGGCCGCGUACACGGCACCCUUGGGUGGCUGCAUCCCACAACAGAAGAGGUACCCGGGCUCUGAGUACGAGCACCACGGCAUGCAGAGCACCGGCAGCUUUGCCAACGACAAUUUGCAAGGCAGCCCCGUUUAUGUGGGUGGGAAUUUUGUUGAUUCCAUGCCAGCCUCGGGCCCCAUGUUCAACCUCGGCCAUCUUCCCCACCCCUCAUCCACCAGUGUGGACUACAGCUGUGCCGCUCAGAUCCCAGGAAACCACCAUCAUGGACCCUGUGAUCCCCAUCCCACAUACACAGAUCUCACCUCUCACCAAGCGUCUCAGGGAAGGAUUCAGGAAGCGCCUAAACUCACGCAUUUGUAAUAUGUGGUUUCUGUGUGUGCGUGUGCGUGCGUGUGUGUAUGUGUGCCAAAAUUAUGUUGCGCUCUUUUUAUUACCUCACUAGUCUAAUAACUACACUCCAAGCGAGUCGUGUGUAUUAUUACAGUAUUAUUGAUAUUACUAUUAAUGCUAUUGUGUAAUUAUUUUCUAAAUAAUGCAGCUUUGUCCAUUUCUCUUGAAUAUUUGGAGAUGCGCAGCCAGUUGUUCCUCUUUUUGUUUUUUCUCAAGUGCAAUGCGCAAUUUUUGACUGAAUAUUUCAUGCCGUUACUUGAAGGUAAGUCUUGUAGAUCACGAGUAGAAGCUCUUUAGAGAGAAGGACUAUUAGGGACAUUUUCGUCUGUUUUGUAGGAUCUCAUUCUCCUCACGGGCAUCCUAUUUAUUUAUUUUGUAUUAUUUUGCUUAAUCUUUCGUACUAGCAUAUAGCCUAUUUAUUAUUUAAGUAAUUUGUAUUGCACCUUAUUUAUCGUUUAUAUGCGAGUAUUUCUAAAUGUGGAGUUUUUUGUAAGAUUGGACAGAUCAGUGCACUUGGAAGUGUUGGCAAAACAGGGUUUGAAAAAUGCGAUGACUCGCAGUGUAUUGUUAAAAAAGAGCAUUUUUAAUUGUAAAUCUGGGAUAAAUGGGGCAUUUGAUAGUGUAUAAACACCACUAUAUGUCCAUGAUUAAUCUUGUCUCAAACCUAAAGCAAAACGUAGACUAUCGAAGUAUGAAAUAUUAUACACCAGCAUGUCAUUUCGUGUAGUCCAUUACUAUUUUUUAUUUGUCUUCCAUUGUUAUUCAUUUAGUUGGAUAUCCAUAAAUUUAUGAAACCUUAAUGAUAUUGAAAUGUUAUAUUUUAUUGUGUUUAACAUUUUGUAAAUAAAGUGCUCAAACUUG